AUGGCGGGGAAUUUCUUUGGGCAGUUGAGCCAGGAAGAAAUCGAGAAGAAGGCGAGGAAAUGGAGGACGUCCCAGAGGAAGAGGUUUAACGAGAAGAGGAGGACAGGAGGGGGAGCAGGGAUCGAUAUGGGCAAGGCGGAACUGCCGCCAGAGCACAUCAGGAAGAUCAUCAAGGACCACGGAGACAUGUCCAACCGGAAAUUCCGCAACGACAAGCGUGUCCACCUGGGUGCGCUCAAGUAUGUGCCUCACGCGGUCAUGAAGCUUCUCGAGAACAUACCGGCACCGUGGGAGGCCCUCAAGGAAGUCCCGGCACUUUACCAUAUCUCCGGCGCGAUCACCUUCGUCAACGAGGUCCCGAAGGUCAUUGAGCCUAUUUACCACGCUCAAUGGGCAUCGAUGUGGUUGGCCAUGAGGCGUGAGAAGCGUGACAGGAGGCACUUUAAACGCAUGCGGUUCCCGCCCUUUGACGAUGAGGAACCCCCGAUGGACUAUGGCGACAAUAUCCUCGACGUCGAACCCCUCGAAGCCAUCCAGCUUGAGCUGGACGACGAGGACGACGCGGACAUUAUCGACUGGUUCUACGACCCCAAGCCCCUCAUCGACACCCCACAAGUCAACGGCUCGUCCUACAAAUUCUUCCAACUCACCCUCCCCCAAAUGUCCAACCUGUACCGUAUCGGCCGACAACUCCUCUCGGACUAUUCGGACGGAAAUGCGUUCUACCUCUUUGAUCGCAAGGCGUUCUUUACCGCCAAGUCGCUCAAUAUCGCUUUGCCGGGCGGGCCGAAGUUUGAGCCGCUCUUCCGGGACACGGACACUUAUGACGAGGACUGGAACGAGUUCAACGACAUCAACAAGGUCGUUAUCCGCGGAAUAAUAAGAAGCGAAUAUAAGGUCGCUUUCCCCCAUCUUUACAACUCCCUCCCCCGCUCGGUCCACAUCGGUACCUACCACGAGCCCAAAAAUGUCUAUAUCAAAACCGAUGAUCCAGACCUCCCCGCCUUUUAUUAUGAUCCCCUGAUCAACCCAAUCUCCCAGCGCGUCGUACAAGAGGCGCACACCCCGCUCGUCAGCCACGAGGACGAGGUUUUUGGGUACGGCGUCGAGGAGGACGAGGACUUUGAGCUGCCAGAGGAGGUGCAGCCCUUCUUGGCCGACAAGGAGCUGGAGAAUGAGCACACGGCGGAUGCGAUCGCGCUCUACUGGGCGCCGUACCCGUACAACCGGCGAGCGGGGAAGACGAGGCGGGCCCAGGACGUGCCGAUGAUCAAGAACUUUUAUUUGGAGCAUUGCCCGCCUAACCAGGCGGUCAAGAUUAGGGUGUCGUACCAGAAGCUGUUGAAAACCUACGUCCUCAACGCCAUCCACGCCCGGACCCCUAAAGCCCAGGCCAAGCGAAACCUCUUCCGUUCCCUCAAGAACACCAAGUUCUUCCAGCAAACGACCCUCGACUGGGUUGAAGCCGGUCUCCAGGUCUGCCGACAGGGAUACAACAUGCUCAACCUCCUCAUCCACCGAAAGAACCUCAAUUACCUUCAUCUCGACUACAACAUGAACUUGAAGCCGAUCAAAACGCUCACAACCAAAGAGCGGAAGAAGUCGCGUUUCGGAAAUGCGUUCCAUCUGUGUCGAGAAAUCCUCCGGUUGACGAAAUUGAUCGUGGAUGCCCAUGUCCAGUUCAGGUUGGGUAACGUGGACGCAUUUCAGCUCGCAGACGGGCUCCAGUAUACGCACGUCGGCCAAUUGACCGGAAUGUACCGAUACAAAUACAAGCUCAUGAAGCAAAUCCGAAUGACCAAGGACCUCAAGCACCUCAUCUACUCGCGCUUCAACACCGGUCCCGUCGGUAAGGGACCCGGAGUCGGAUUCUGGGCGCCCGGAUGGCGUGUCUGGCUCUUCUUUAUGCGGGGGAUGGUGCCCUUGCUGGAGAGGUGGUUGGGGAAUCUAUUGGCCCGGCAAUUCGAGGGUCGAAAUUCGAAAGUUAUUGCGAUGACUGUUACGAAGCAGAGGGUGGAGAGUCACUUUGAUCUGGAAUUGAGGGCGGCGGUGAUGCACGAUCUGUUGGAUAUGAUGCCUGAGUCGAUCAAGGCGAACAAGGCGAAGACUAUCCUACAACAUCUGUCCGAGGCUUGGCGAUGCUGGAAGGCCAACAUCCCUUGGCGUGUGCCCGGGAUGCCGGCUCCCAUCGAGAACGUCAUUCUCCGAUAUGUCAAGAGCAAGGCGGAUUGGUGGACCUCUAUCAGUCACUUCAACCGAGAGCGUAUUAGGCGCGGUGCCACCGUCGACAAGGCGGUCGUCCGGAAGAACCUCGGUCGUCUUACCCGUCUCUACCUCAAGGCGGAGCAAGAGAGGCAGAACGGGUACUUGAAGGACGGACCCUAUAUCAGCUCGGAGGAGGCCGUCGCCAUCUACACCUCUACCGUUCACUGGCUCGAGUCCCGGAAAUUCUCCCCCAUCCCCUUCCCUCCCCUCUCGUACAAGCACGACACAAAGCUCCUCGUGCUCGCCCUCGAGAAGCUCAAGGAGGCCUACUCGGUACACGGACGUCUCAACCAGUCUCAGCGGGAAGAGCUCGCCCUCAUCGAGCAGGCUUACGAUAACCCACACGAGUGUCUCUCCCGGAUCAAGCGGCUCCUCCUCACCCAGCGGGCAUUCAAGGAGGCCGGCAUCGAGUUUUUCGACACGUACGACAAGCUCAUCCCGUGUUACGAUAUCGAGCCCGUCGAGAAGAUUACGGACGCGUAUCUCGACCAGUUCCUCCACUUUGAGUCCGACAAGCGGGGCUUGUUCCCCUCGUGGGUCAAGCCGGCGGAUACCGAGCCCCCGCCUCUGCUUGUCUACAAGUGGUGCCAGGGUAUCAACAAUCUCACGGAUGUCUGGGAGACGUCCGAGGGGGAGUGCCUGGUCAUGAUGGAGACGGUCUUGUCGAGGGUGUACGAGAAGGUCGACUUGACGCUGCUCAACCGGCUGUUGAGGUUGAUCAUGGACCACAACUUGGCGGACUACUGUACCAGUCGCAACAACGUGACUCUUACGUUCAAGGACAUGUCGCACAUCAACGCCUAUGGUAUGAUCCGCGGUCUUCAAUUCUCCUCCUUUAUCUUCCAGUACUACGGUCUCGUCCUCGACCUGCUCAUCCUCGGUCUGCAGCGCGCAUCCGAGAUGGCCGGUCCGCCUCAGAUGCCCAACGGGUUCUUGCAGUACCGCGACCAAGCUACCGAGACUCGCCAUCCGAUCCGGUUUUACUCGCGAUACGUCGACCGCCUGCACAUUCUGUUCAAAUUCUCGGCGGAGGAGUCGAGGGAUCUUAUCCAAAGAUACCUCUCUGCCAACCCCGAUCCGAACAACGAGAACAUGCUCGGCUACAACAACAAGCGCUGCUGGCCCCGAGACUGCCGGAUGCGACUCAACAAGCACGACGUCAACCUCGGUCGCGCCGUCUUUUGGAACAUCCGCAACUCGCUCCCACGCUCGCUCACCACGAUCGAGUGGGACGACACCUUCUGCUCCGUCUACUCCAAGGACAACCCGCAGCUCCUCUUCUCGAUGUGCAGCUUCGAGGUCCGGAUCCUGCCCCGUGUGCGCACGCAGCAGGGGGAGCAAUACUCGCUCAAGGACGGUGUGUGGAACCUUACCCAGGAGUCGACCAAGGAGCGGACGGCCCAGGCGUUCUUGCGCGUCUCGGAUCAGGGUAUCCAGGACUUCAACAACCGGAUCAGACAGGUGUUGAUGUCGUCUGGGUCGGCGACCUUCUCCAAGAUCAUCAACAAGUGGAACACUGCUCUGAUUGGUCUGGUCACCUACUACCGAGAGGCUGUCAUCGGAACCAACGAACUGCUAGACUCCCUGGUCAAGGCCGAAAACAAGGUCCAGACCCGAGUCAAGAUCGGUCUCAACUCCAAGAUGCCCUCCCGUUUCCCCCCUGCCGUCUUCUACUCGCCCAAGGAACUCGGCGGUCUCGGCAUGUUAUCGAUGGGUUUCGUCCUCAUCCCGCAGUCUGAUCUCCGAUGGUCCAAGCAGACCGAUAGCGGCGGUAUCACCCACUUCCGGUCCGGUAUGACGCACGAGGAGGACCAGCUCAUCCCGAACUUGUACCGAUACCUCCAGCCGUGGGAGGCAGAGUUCCUCGACUCGGCCCGAGUCUGGUCAGAGUACGCUAUGAAGCGCAAGGAGGCGACGGCGAGUAAUAGGCGGUUGACGCUGGAGGAUCUGGAAGAUAGUUGGGAUCGCGGAAUUCCGCGAAUCAACACUUUGUUCCAGAAAGACAGGCACACCCUGGCUUACGACAAGGGAUGGAGAUUGAGGACGCACUGGCAGCAGUACCACCGUCUUCGCGCCAACCCGUUCUGGUGGACGAACCAGCGACACGACGGUAAACUCUGGCAGCUCAAUGCCUACCGAGUCGACGUCAUCGCCGCCCUCGGAGGUGUGGAGGGUAUUUUGGAGCACUCCUUGUUCAAGGGGACCGCCUUCCCCACCUGGGAGGGUCUGUUCUGGGAGAAGUCCAGUGGUUUCGAAGAGUCGAUGAAGUACAAGAAACUUACCAACGCCCAGCGGUCCGGUCUGUCCCAAAUCCCGAACCGUCGGUUCACGCUCUGGUGGUCUCCUACUAUCAACCGAGCCAAUGUCUACAUUGGUUUCCAAGUCCAGCUCGACUUGACGGGUGUCUUCAUGCACGGCAAGAUCCCCACCCUCAAGAUCAGUUUGAUCCAGAUCUUCCGAGCGCAUUUGUGGCAGAAGAUCCACGAGUCGGUGGUUAUGGACUUGUGUCAGGUGUUCGACCAGGAACUCGAGGCACUCCAAAUCGAAACCGUCCAAAAGGAAACGAUCCACCCGCGUAAAUCCUAUAAGAUGAACUCGUCGGCGUCUGACAUCCUCCUCUUCUCGAGCUACAAGUGGCAGAUCUCCCGCCCUUCGCUCUUGAACGACAACAAGGACAUUAUCGACGGAUCGGUCACCAGCUCCAAGUACUGGCUCGAUAUCCAGCUCCGAUGGGGAGACUUUGAUUCGCACGAUAUCGAGCGGUACGCGCGUGCCAAGUACCUCGACUACUCGUCCGACUCGCAGUCCAUCUACCCCUCCCCCACCGGUGUCCUCAUCGCCAUUGACCUCGCCUACAACCUGUACGCGGGUUACGGUGUCUACUACCCUGGUAUGAAGCCUCUGCUCCAGCAGGCAAUGGGCAAGAUCAUGAAGGCCAACCCGGCCCUCUACGUCCUUCGCGAGCGUAUCAGGAAAGGUCUCCAGCUCUACUCGUCCGAGCCUACCGAGCCGUACCUCAACUCGUCCAACUACUCGGAGCUCUUCUCGAACCAGAUCAUCUGGUUCGUGGACGAUACCAACGUCUACCGUGUCACCAUCCACAAGACGUUCGAGGGAAACUUGACCACCAAGCCCAUCAACGGUGCCAUCUUCAUCUUCAACCCACGGACGGGUCAGCUCUUCCUCAAGAUCAUCCACACCUCGGUGUGGGCGGGUCAGAAGCGGUUGGGUCAGCUCGCCAAGUGGAAGACGGCUGAGGAGGUCGCGGCGCUCAUUCGGUCCUUGCCGGUCGAGGAGCAGCCCAAGCAGAUCAUCGUUACCCGAAAGGGAAUGCUGGACCCGCUCGAGGUGCAUCUCCUCGAUUUCCCCAACAUCGUCAUCAAGGGAAGCGAGCUGCAGUUGCCGUUCCAGGCGACGCUCAAGAUUGAGAAGUUUGGUGAUUUGAUCUUGCGCGCAACCCAGCCCCAGAUGGUCCUCUUUGGUCUGUACGAUGACUGGCUCAAGUCCAUCUCGUCCUACACUGCCUUCUCGCGUCUCAUCCUCAUCCUGCGCGCGCUUCACGUCAACAACGAAAAGGCCAAGAUUAUCCUUCGGCCGGACCGCACAACCAUCACCGAGAGCUACCAUAUUUGGCCGACGCUCGAGGAUGCGCAAUGGAUGGCUGUCGAAGUCGCCCUCAAGGACUUGAUCCUGAACGACUUUGGGAAGCGGAACUCGGUCAAUGUCGCCUCGCUUACCGCGUCGGAGAUCAGGGAUAUCAUCCUUGGUAUGGAGAUUGCCGCUCCGUCUGUCCAGAGGCAGCAGAUGGCGGAUAUUGAGAAGUCUACGGAUGCUGGGAACCAGGUCACUGCCCUGCAGACCAAGACUACCAACAUCCACGGAGACCAGCUCGUCGUCACCACCACGACCAACUAUGAGCAACAGACCUUCGCGUCCAAGUCUGACUGGCGAGUCCGUGCCAUCAGCGCGACCAACUUGCCGCUCCGAGUCAACCACAUUUUCGUCGGCAACGACGACGUCAAGGAUGACGCCUCGUCAUUCACCUACGUCGUCCCCAAGAACAUCCUCCGGACAUUCAUCGUCAACGCCGACCUCCGCACUCAGGUCGUUGCGUACCUGUACGGUUCCUCGCCCGCCGACAACCGUCAGGUCAAGGAGAUCAAGGCGAUCGUCUGGGUUCCUCAAAGGGGUACCAACAAUGGAGUCGAGCUUCCGGCCGCGCUGCCAAAGCACGACUUCCUGCUCAAAGACCUGGAGCCUCUCGGAUGGAUCAAAACCCAAAGCCAAGAGCUCAACCACCUCUCUCCGGCGGACGUCACGACCCAAGCCAAGGUCAUGGCCUCGCACCCCGAAUGGGGACCGCAGUCCAUCUGCAUCACCUGCGCCUUCACGCCCGGUUCCGUCUCCCUCACGUCCUGGGAACUUACCGUCGCCGGCUUCGAAUGGGGACGCAAAAACACGGACGUCACGGGCGCGCAUACCGGCUAUAAUCCCAAUAUGGCCAACAGGGUGCAGCUGCUGCUCUCGGAUAGGAUCUUGGGGAUGACGAUGGUGCCUGAAGGAGGCGUGUGGAACUACGGGAUCGGUCUGACUCAGAGUUGGACAGAGAAGAUCCCGUAUACCAUGACGCUGGACAAGCCAGAGUCGUUCUGGGCGGCGUGUCAUCGACCGAAUGCGUUCCUGAACUUUGCGGCGAUGGAGGGAGACGACGCGGCGGAUGUGGAGAACAGUCUGGAGUAA
Messenger RNA from Dioszegia hungarica, 7005 nucleotides. Its product is annotated as NUC071 domain-containing protein. NCBI's taxonomy places the organism in Eukaryota, Fungi, Basidiomycota, Tremellomycetes, Tremellales, Bulleribasidiaceae. The transcript has 30 exons. Gene Ontology annotation, biological process: mRNA splicing, via spliceosome; spliceosomal tri-snRNP complex assembly. Gene Ontology annotation, cellular component: U5 snRNP; catalytic step 2 spliceosome. Bases 1 to 7005 code for a protein of 2334 amino acids. The record is from RefSeq and is a predicted model, not a curated record. Gene Ontology annotation, molecular function: U6 snRNA binding; pre-mRNA intronic binding; U2 snRNA binding.